Fusarium venenatum is the source of this 204-nucleotide messenger RNA. The record is from RefSeq and is a predicted model, not a curated record. Lineage: Eukaryota; Fungi; Ascomycota; Sordariomycetes; Hypocreales; Nectriaceae.
AUGAUAGGUCAAGGCCUGAUCCCUGAUGAAACAGACCGUGUUUCGACCGGUGACCACUUUGGGAGGAUGACGCUGUUCGAGUUAAAAGAGCGCAUUCAAGCAUUUUAUUUAACAAACAACGUGUUCCCAAGACAUUCUGCAACAAUACAAGAUAAGAAUGUUGAAUUGCUAGUGGCUGAAUACUGCCUAAUAAAUACCAACUAA